AUGGCAGCCCCCGGUGGAAGGCACACGUUGGCAGCCCUCGAAGUGUGCGGGGUUUUACUCUGCUUGGCUGCCACUCUGCUGUUCAAGUUUGACGAGAAACAACCGAUACCGUACAUGGACGAACAAUUCCACAUUGGACAGGUCAUCAAAUAUUGCGAAGGGAAUUUUUAUGAGUGGGAUCCCAAAAUCACCACCUUCCCUGGUCUCUACCUGAUCAGCCUGGGUGUGCUGAAGCCAGUGGGAUGGCUGAUGGGAUGGGAUGAAGACACGACGUGCAGCGUACUCAACCUCAGGGCCAUCAACAUCAUGUUCAGCAUUGGGAAUUUCUACCUCUUUCUCGCUCUCAUACGGAAAAUACACGGUAAAGACAAGAAUUACCAAGACACGGUUGCUGUGGUGACAGCGGUUGUGCUGAGCCUGUUUCCAGUCAUGUAUUUCUUCACCUUCCUCUACUACACAGACCCAGGAUCAACCUUCUUCACAUUACUCAUGUACCUGCUCAGUCUCCAUGACAACCAUAAGGUGGCGGCCAUGAUGGGUUUGGUUGCCAUUUUGUUUCGCCAGACUAAUGUCAUAUGGGUGGCUUUUGUUGCUGGAGUCAAAUUUGGAGACCUUGUGGUCCGAUAUGUGGGCCCAGAGAAGAGGGAUAUACCGAAAGAAGCCAUAGGAAGCAUGGAUUUUCUCAUUUAUUCAGUGUACCUGUUGUUCGUUGGAUUGAAAGACAGGACUAAAGAAUUUCAGCAGCUGCUUUCAAGUUUCUUGUCAUCUACCUGGAGCUACAUUCUGCUUUUUGUUGGAUUUGCUGCUUUUAUAGUGUUCAAUGGGGGAAUUGUAGUUGGUGACCGUUCGGCUCAUGUAGCAGUUUUAAAUUUUCCUCAGUUGUUCUAUUUUUCAUGCGUGACAUUUAUAUUUGCCUUUCCACACAUGCUAACACUUUUCAAGGCUUUUCACUUUGUGGAUUUUCUUUUCAGAAGACCAGUGCUAUUUUUUAUGUGUUAUCUCAUCAGCUGUGUACUUGCCAUGUACUUCACAUACGAGCAUCCCUAUUUGCUGGCAGACAAUCGUCAUUAUACAUUUUACAUAUGGCGUAGGAUUUAUUUGCUUCAUCCAUACAUGAGGUACAUCCUAAUCCCUGCGUAUAUUUACUGUUAUUGGGCCAUACAUGAAAAUCUCCAAAACAGACAUGUAUGGUGGAAAUUAACCUACGCUGUGGCUUUGUUCCUCUCCACCGUUCCUCAGCAGCUGAUGGAGUUUAGAUAUUUCAUUAUCCCAUAUUUGUUAUUCAGGCUUCAUUCCCCUCUCUCAAACUUAAGCAAGUUGAUGAUGGAGUUGGUGAUUGCGAUAGCUGUGAAUGCUGUCACAAUCCAUCUUUUCUUGAACAGGCCAUUUACUUGGCCAAACUCCAAUGAUGUUCAGAGGUUCAUGUGGUAGGGGAGAUGAAUUAUCUGUCUGGUAAUAAAAUGUAGCUGGCCCCAGUUUCACAAAAAAAAAUUAAAUUAAAAAAAAAUAAAUAAAUAAAAAGUAAAGGAGUCAAUUCCCAGGAUUUCCAUGAGAGAGCUGUAACGCUGUUUCUGAUGGGAUAAGACACGCACACGUGCCCAUGUAACGUUGGUAAUUAAGUUCUUUGCCAGGGACCCAGAAUUAUUAUUAUUAUUAUU
Molecule: messenger RNA, 1658 nt
Organism: Lingula anatina
Lineage: Eukaryota; Metazoa; Brachiopoda; Lingulata; Lingulida; Lingulidae
Product: dol-P-Glc:Glc(2)Man(9)GlcNAc(2)-PP-Dol alpha-1,2-glucosyltransferase
Biological process (GO): dolichol-linked oligosaccharide biosynthetic process; protein N-linked glycosylation
Cellular component (GO): endoplasmic reticulum
Molecular function (GO): dolichyl pyrophosphate Glc2Man9GlcNAc2 alpha-1,2-glucosyltransferase activity
Source: RefSeq, a predicted model, not a curated record